Messenger RNA from Maylandia zebra (zebra mbuna), 1520 nucleotides. RefSeq names its product decapping enzyme, scavenger (gene dcps). Gene Ontology annotation, molecular function: hydrolase activity; RNA 7-methylguanosine cap binding. The record is from RefSeq and is a predicted model, not a curated record. NCBI's taxonomy places the organism in Eukaryota, Metazoa, Chordata, Actinopteri, Cichliformes, Cichlidae. Gene Ontology annotation, cellular component: P-body; nucleus. Gene Ontology annotation, biological process: deadenylation-dependent decapping of nuclear-transcribed mRNA.
GGGGUGAAAACAUCGUGUACAAUACACAAUCUUCGAAGCAGCGACACUGAACAUGGCGGACACGAGCGCCAAACGUCUACUCGACAGCGAUAAAACUGGUGAACCAGCUCCAGACGUCAAGAGGGGGAAAACUGACAAUGAGAAUGGGCGAGAAGAUGGAAAUGAGUCGGUCCAGGAAAAUGUUCUGUCUGGGUUCAAAACCUCAAGCGUGUUGAGUGACUCCGCCCGAGAGAAAAACAUCUUUAUCCACGGAAAGGUUGCAGAUCAGGAUGCUGUGGUUAUCCUUGAAAAGACCCCGAUCAGAGAAGACUCACUGGCUGAGCUCUUUAGUGGUUCCACACUCAAACUGGAGAUGAAAAAUGACAUCUACAGCACAUAUCGGCUCCAGGCUCCCCCUCAUCUCAAUGAGAUUAAGACCACAGUGGUGUGUCCAGCCACUGAGAAGCAUAUAAAGAAAUACCAGCGUAAGGAGAGUUUCCUGGUCGAGGAAACGGAGGAAGACUAUAAGAAUAUUACUCUACCCCACAUUGUGAAGCAGAGUUUUAGUGUGCAGUGGGUUUACAACAUCUUGGAGAAGAAGGCAGAGGCUGAAAGGAUCGUUUAUGAAGAUCCAGAUCCUGACGUCGGCUUUGUCCUCCUUCCGGAUUUCAAGUGGGACCAAAAACAGGUGGAUGAUUUGUACCUCAUUGCAAUAGCACAUCAGAGAGACAUCAAGAGCCUUCGAGAUCUGACAUCAGAGCAUGUCCCGCUGCUGCAGAACAUCUUCCAGAAAGGAAAGGAAGCCAUCCUCCAGCGCUACAACCUUCCAGCCAGUAAGCUGAGAGUCUACCUGCACUACCAGCCCUCCUAUUACCACCUGCACGUCCACUUCACCAAGCUGGGCUAUGACGCGCCGGGCUGCGGUGUGGAGCGAGCCCAUCUCAUUGCUGAUGUCAUCCAGAACCUCCAGUCAAACCCCCAGUAUUACAAAACACGGACACUCUACUUCCCCCUGAGGGCAGAUGAUGGACUGCUCAGUAAGUUCAAGGAGGCAGGGAGGCUGUAAUGAACCAAACUCAGAGCACCAUCCACCGCCUCUCUCUCUCCAUCCAAACCGUGAGCUUUACAGCUGGGUUUUUUUGUUUUGAAUGCUAUCAGUUGGCUUGACAUGCUAAUGUUCACGCUACUCCAGCCCAUAACUUUUAAUCCAUAUCAAAUAUUGUCUCUGUAAACUGGAUCAUCCUUUAAUGCCAGUUCACAGCUCUGUUCAUUAUGUUGUAGAACAACGUUAUUGACACUCUGAUCCGGUUUGUAGUCUGUUUUUAUGACUUUUCUGUUUUUUCAAAAGUAAUUUGUAUAUUUCUGAUGUUUUUUUUGUAGUCGUGUCAGAAAUUGUUAUUAGUCUUGUUGUGAUUAAAAACACAACAGUAGAUGAAGCAUUUUUUAAUCAGUGUGUUUGAUGUGCUUUUUGACUGAAUGUUGUCAACUAAAUUAAAGUACGUUUGGUUUCUAACUCUUUAAUAAAAUGUAUUAAGUUUGCA